This is a messenger RNA of Acaulospora morrowiae, 162 nucleotides long. NCBI's taxonomy places the organism in Eukaryota, Fungi, Glomeromycota, Glomeromycetes, Diversisporales, Acaulosporaceae. The record is from the annotation of a GenBank genome assembly.
AUGGAAAAGAAGAAACCCAUGAAGGUCGCACUAAAAUGUUUGAAUAAUUCACAAAAUAUAUCCAAUGAAUUCUUAGAUGAGGAUGGAGCUGUUAUUGGAUUUGGCCAAAUUCCAAACUUGCAAGACAAAUUAAGGAAAAUGAAAACAUUAAAGAUUAUUUAA